Molecule: messenger RNA, 615 nt
Organism: Penaeus vannamei (Pacific white shrimp)
Lineage: Eukaryota; Metazoa; Arthropoda; Malacostraca; Decapoda; Penaeidae
Source: RefSeq, a predicted model, not a curated record
AUGGCGUCAUCGCUGGACGUCCUGCAGAUCCUGCAAGACCGAAAGCCUUUCGCGAAGCGCCGUGGGCCUCCGGCCAGUCUGCCGAAGGAGGAGUCCGCGCUGAAGAAGGAAGCCGAGGCGUUCCAGUACCGGCUUGACCCCACCUAUGGCUUCGUCGUCCUUGUGGGGGAUCAUCAUACCAUCGCCAGGGGGAGCUUCAGGUCCUACCAAAUCCUCCACGACAGGGACGUCCGGAUCGCCAACCAGCACAGCCGCGGCGGCCAGUCCCAGAACCGCUUCGCCCGCCUCACCGAGCAGAGCCGCGUGCAGCAUCUGAACCUCGUGGUGGACCGCAUGGCCGCGGCCUUGUUCGAUGGCGAGGGGCGCUGCACGGUCGAGAAGGUCGUGGUGGCCGGUCCCGGGCCCAUGAAGCAUCAGCUGCUCGACCACCUGCCCGAGAGGUGGGCAGAGGCCGUGGACCAGCGCCCCCUGACCGUGGACCACGUGGGCGCCCUCGGGAUGCACGAGCUGGCUGUGCUCUUGGAGGCGAGAUGCGCUACCCUCCCGAAGGCCGAGAUGCAGAGGGCGAGGCAGAGGGCGCGCAAGGAGGACCGGAAGGACAAGAAGGGGCAGUAG